This is a messenger RNA of Drosophila mojavensis, 1266 nucleotides long. Its product is annotated as 4-nitrophenylphosphatase. Lineage: Eukaryota; Metazoa; Arthropoda; Insecta; Diptera; Drosophilidae. Gene Ontology annotation, molecular function: phosphatase activity. Bases 214 to 1131 code for a protein of 305 amino acids. The transcript is spliced from 6 exons. Gene Ontology annotation, cellular component: cytoplasm. The record is from RefSeq and is a predicted model, not a curated record.
CUACGUCAAUUGUCUUUGGUCAGUCGAGCAUCAGAGUCGCGGGUAACUGGAGCUUUGGUCUCUUCAUAGACGCAACGCUUCAAUGCAAUUUGCAUAAGUCGCGCCGCGAGCAUAACAAAAGCACAAAUAAUCUCACAAAUCUCGAUCAACUUUAACCCGCUUUUAUCUUUCAUCGUCUUCUCUUUUUUGGGUGAUUUUUUCCCUGAAUGUAAAAUGAGCUGCAGUUCGCCCAAAGUUUUCAAGCAGCUCAGCGCAGCGGAACGUGAAAAGUUUUUCGAUUCAUUCGAUGUCGUUUUCUGUGAUUGCGAUGGUGUCGUCUGGUAUACGCUGCGAGACUUUAUACCCGGCUCGGCCCAAGCCCUGGCGGAGCUGCAGCGUCGCGGGAAGCGGCUGACCUUUGUGACCAACAACAGCAUCAGCUCCGUGGCGGAGCAUCUGCACAAGUUUGCCGAGCAGGCGCAGGUGCAUGUAGCGAAGGAACAGAUUGUGCAUCCAGCGCAGGCCGUUUGUGACCAUCUGAAGGACAUUGGCUUCGGCGGGAUGAUAUAUUGCUUGGCGACGCCGCCCUUCAAGCAGCUGCUGCGCGAUGCUGGCUUUCGGCUGAGCCAGGAGCGCGAGGGCUCCGUCAUCAAGACUCUGGCCGAGCUGCGCGAGGCCAUCUUUGGCGGCGAGCCCGUGGAUGCGGUCAUCAUCGAUGUCGAUUUCAAUCUGACGGCGACCAAGCUGAUGCGUGCCCACGUCCAGCUGCAGAAUCCCAGCUGUUUGUUUCUGGCCGGCGCUGCGGAUGCGCUGAUACCCUUCGGCAAUGGCGACAUCAUCGGACCCGGACCAUUCAUCGACAUUGUCGCCCAGUCGACGGGCCGGCAACCAACGGUGCUGGGCAAACCGGGCGAGGCACUGCGUCAGCUGCUGCGCCAGCAUCACGCCCACAUCCCGCCCAACCGCGUGCUCUUCGUCGGCGACAGUCUGGCCAGUGACAUUGGUUUCGCGCGCGCCAGCGGCUACCAGACGCUGCUGGUGCUCACCGGCGGCAGCAGCCAGGCGGACGUGGACAGCCUGCCCGCGGGCCAUGCCCACAUGCCGGACUACGUGGGCGAUUGCCUGGGCGAUCUGUGCGAUAAGGCUAACUAAGCUGGCCACCGAGGCAAUGAAGAGCAGGAGGAGGAGCGUAGAGCCCUAAACAGCCAUCAUAUAUCAUUUGUAACUUAGAUAAGCCUAUGGACACUAGAAUUCCAGAUGCAAUAAAGUCAAUAGUUUACCUAGUAA